AUGCAGGGCUCACGUCCAGGUCAUAUUCAUUCCAACCGCUUCAGGACAAUCACCAUUGCCCCCCUUUCCGAUUCAUCUGUUUCUGAAUCCUCCGACUCGGAGAAUUUGUCCGAUCCCUCAGAUUCUGGCGACGCUUCCGAUUCACCUGAGGGUGCCGAGGGGUAUAAGGCUUCCUCUGCGGCGGAGGGUCGGAGUAAGCGGACCGCGUUGCCACUCUUGCCUGAGAAGACUAAAGUUCAGCCUGGCCGUUUGGCAUUUAGGAGCCCGAAUAGUGAUUCGACUGGAGGGAGACGGCAGGGCCUUCCGAAGCAGGUGGAACAGGCAAAUGAGAUAUUAGCAAAGCUUCGCGACAGACGGGUCAAAACUCUUAAUCGACUGAAGUCUCUGGGAAAGGACAACAAGAUUGAGGGGUUGCCAGAUAUCAUCCGGUGGGAAAAUAAAGAGAAGCGGUUGAAAGAAGAGAACAGGGAUACGGUCAGCGAGGUGGAGAAGGUGCUUCAAAAAGCCCUGGAAGAUCGCAACCUUGGGGUAACCACAGAAGCAAAGAAAGUGAUUGAGAUGGUGCCAGGGAAUAACAACACAAAGACGACAACACAAGCAAAUAAGGUGUCUGGAAAGGCGCCCGAGGAUCACAACGGAGGGCUGACAAUCCGUGCACAAGAACGCAGCCAGCAGUUGGAGGUCUUACUGUCAGGCAACGAAGAUAAAAUACAGCGGGCAUGGACGAAGAUUGGGAAAAAGCUUAUCAAGGCCGAGAAGCUCAGGAAAAAGAUACUUCACGCGAAAGCGAUACGAGACGUGUUUGCGAGGGAGUUACAUCUUGAGCGCUCAAUACCACGGAAGACCAAGGUCAAGGUUUCAUCCAACAGUGCAAAUCCUUAUAAUGGCAAGAAGCAACCUCAGUUCUCAUAUGAAGCGAUUAAACCUGGUCAAUUCAGGGUCCUUGUUCUACAUCCUGCGAAGAACACGUCAUUUCCUCUUGUCUGUACACUUCAAGCCAAGUCUCUAAAUGAAGAUCGCAACGUCAACUAUGCCGCACUUUCCUAUUGUUGGGGAACAGAUUUAGACCAGCAACGACUGUUGAUAUUCCCCGGCUCUAAGCAGAAAGCGCUUAAGUGGAAAUAUGUUGCACGACACGCUAAGGAGAUGCCCAUUCGGAAAAGCCUCUAUCUGGCUUUGCUUCGGUUACGAAGAAAGGAUGUGCCGAUCGCUCUGUGGGCCGACGCAGUAUGUAUCAACCAGGAGGACCAAAAGGAGAAGACAGAGCAACUCCAGCAAAUGGCCACCAUCUACCGGAUGGCGAGCCAUGUGUGUGUAUGGCUAGGCGAGGCGGAUACUGAAGGGAGAAGCGAUCGCGCGAUGGAAUUCAUACCGAAGCUUAUGGACUUCGCGUUUCUCGAGAGGUUAGCGAACGACAAAGAACAGGCUGGGAACUGGUAUGCUUUGGCUGAGCUUAUGAGAGACCGCUGGUUCUCUCGUCGGUGGGUUGUUCAAGAGAUCUCCCUAGCAAGAUCGGCAGCAGUUCACUGUGGUACGAAGACUGUUCAAUGGGCAGAAUUCGCGGACGCAGUUUCGAUAUUCGUAGCGACUCGGGACAAGAUUAGGGAGUUGUUCGAUUUUGAAACUUGGAAAGAGGGUCCCCAGACAUUGGGAGAGGUCCAGUCGUUUGGAGCAAGCAUUCUGCUUGAAGCAACAAGCAGACUGUUUUUAAGAACACCAAGUGGUGAAAUCCUCCGACCUGUCAAGGGAAUUGAGUCUUUAGUUACCUCUCUAAACACAUUCGAUGCGACUGAUCCCCGCGAUAUCGUGUACAGCCUUGUGUCCAUUGCGAGCGAUACACGAGACACCUCCGUUUAUGUCGAUAAGAAGCAAGGCAAACGGCCAACCCCAUCCUCUCAACUCGUCAUUGAUUACAGACUAGAUGAGAUCGAAGUUUACGAGAACUUCACUAGAUACUGUAUCGAGACUUCAAAAUCGCUGGACAUUAUUUGCCGCUCUUGGGCAAUGCCGCCGAAGAAAGCAAAGGGAUCCCUGCCCUCAUGGAUUCGGCUUCUCCGUGAUUCCGAGUUUGGCGAGCCGGAAGAGGUUUAUGAGGGGCGAAAAAAUGGAGAGUCUCUUAUAGGACCCGUUGGCAAUACGCGAUAUAACGCUUCUGGUGGUAGACAGUUUCGAUCGGUAACACCCAACAUAGAUGAUCACGGUUCUCACCGACAAAACGGCUCGCCACUGGAUGCCCAACAAAAGACGACAUCGCCUGAGGAAGAAGCUAUGCAAGGGCCGUCGACCUUGUGGGUGGAGGGGUUCAAGCUGGCCAUUGUUGAUGAUGUCUCUUUAGUGAAUGCCCCAGGCCUAAUUCCUCGGACUUCACUACGGGGCAUAGGUGGCUGGCCAGGAAUUAGCAAGAGCCCUGAAAGUGUACCAGACCACAUAUGGCGGACGCUGAUAGCAGAUAGAGACUCCGAGGGCCAGAUCCCACCCGCCUGGUAUCAAAGAGCAUGUCUGCGAUGUUUAGAGAUUGCCGAUACCUUUAAUCACGGAGACCUCAAUGUUGGUCAGCUGCUGCAAGGUCCAUCAGAUAUGCUUCGCGGCUAUCUCACUCGAGUCCGCAAUAUUACCUGGAACAGAAAAUUCUUCAGGGCAGUCAUGAGAACUGACCGAGUGGAUACCACUCAAGAAAUACAAAGGUCGAAAAAUACAGACAAGGCGUCAACAUCGGGUCGUCCAGAUGAUGCAGAGUUCGCAUUCCAAGAUGGUCUGUUUGGUCUUUGUCCACCAGGUACCAAGAAAGGGGAUUUCAUCUGUAUCUUAUAUGGUUGCAGCGUACCUCUGGUCCUAAGAGAGGUCUCCAGAAAGUCGUCACAGCACUGUUUUAAGGUAAUUGGUGAAGCUUAUGUUCAUGGUAAGAUGGAUGGUGAGGGACUAGUGGACUGCAAGAGUGGAAAGACAUUGGGCCCGGAGGAGGUCUUUGCUUUGACAUAG
This is a messenger RNA of Aspergillus oryzae RIB40, 2979 nucleotides long. Its product is annotated as HET domain-containing protein. The transcript has a single exon. The record is from RefSeq and is a predicted model, not a curated record. Lineage: Eukaryota; Fungi; Ascomycota; Eurotiomycetes; Eurotiales; Aspergillaceae. The coding region runs from base 1 to 2979 and encodes 992 amino acids.